UCUCCGAUAAUUAGAAAAAUUCUCUUCAGUAGUUUCUUUUUGAUUGCUUUGCUGUGCCGUGAUAUUAUUUUUCUUUUUCAUCAGAGGCUUUCAUUUGUCUCUGUCAGAAAUGAAUGAACCCAGAGAUUGACGAUAGUUCAUGAACUAUUUCGUUUUGAUGUCUUGUCUAAUUAUGCUGAUUCAUUUCUAUCAGUGGCUCUUGUUUAGUUUUCUGCUAUAUAGAUGAUCUUCGAGAAUUAGAAACAUUCUCUUUAAUAAUUUUUUUAUUGCUUUGCUCUGUCGUGUUGUUUUUUUUUUCUAUUUGAUCAGAGGCUUUUGUUUGUCUCUGCUAGAAAUGGAUGAACCCGGAGAUUGACGAUAGUCCAUGAAAUCUUUCGUUCUGAUGUGUUGUCUUGUGAUGCUUAUUCCUGAAAUAUUUUGUUCCGAUCACUUGUCUUGUGAUGCUAGUCUUGGAAUUUUGUUUUGAAAAUAACAAUUUCUUUUUUUUAUUUGUUUUUUCGUGGUUAUUUUUUCGCUUUGAUCAGAGGCUGUUGUCUAUCUCUGCCAGUAAUGGAUGAACUCAGAUAUUGACAAUCGUUCAUGAAAAAUUCGUUCUGAUUCAUUGUUUUGUGACGUUUAUUCAAAACUGUUAGUGGCUGUUGUUUUUCUUUUCUAUACCUAUAUGAACCCCGAGAAGUUAAAUAAAAUUGGAAUUGUAUUUUAUUGCUGUUGUGAUGUUUUUUUGCUUUGAUCAGAGGCUGUUUCCUAUUUCCUUAUCAACUAUUUCCUGAUAAUAUUUCCUUCUGAUUCCUGGUUGAUAUUGUUAACUAUCUAAUUUUUGCUAUAUCACUAUAUGGAUUCAAUUUAUUAAGAGGCUAACCGUUUUUUGCCAGUAGUGUCCUUAUGGUUUCGUGACGUUACAUCACUUUGAAAGGGGACUAGAAUUUUUUGGUUCUCUACGUUUUGUGAGUUCGAUUUUACAUAAGUAAAUUAUUUUGUUUAGCUAAAAUUGGCAGCAUACAAAAUUGAAUUAAAAAAUUCGGUUUGUCUUGAUUAUGAUCUUUGCAAACAUAACAGUUGUCAACUGAACCAAUCAUAUAUGUUUCCAAGCUUCCGAGUUUUUCUCUGAUAUACAAAUCCUGAAAAAUUUGAAGAAAUUUAUACGAUAAUUUAUAUACGAUUAUACGAAAUCGAUAAUUGGCGACUCUUUUUUUGAGACUUUCCUUGUACUGCAAGAUGAUAGAUUUUAGGGGCGGCUCAACUCCAACACAAAAAAUUUUCUGAGAGUAAUCAGAGAUUUUCGGGGGGCAAAAGAUAUAAUCGAGCUUCAAAAACAAUCUGAAAAGCCUUGAGUGGUCGCUAUAACUGAGCAAGGAUUUUGAUCUCGAGUUAUACUAUUAAGUUUUUAUACAAAGCCAAAAUAUUCGGUUAUACGUUAUACUAUAGUCAGAUUAUACGAUUUUAAGUUACGUUUUAUAAUUGUACGUCAUAUAUCACAGGAACAGGUGACACUUGUUGACUUUUGGCCUUGUUCUUUCGAGAAAAAAAAAACGAAGUAUUUUUGGUUAUAAUGAUUGAUCUGGAAAGAAACGAUGGGUUGUGAUAAACAAAGGUGGGGAUUUUCCUGAGACUUGUGAGAUUGUUAUUUUCAUUUCAGCGCUGUUGAGAACAUAUAUAUGAAAUAUUUUGUCUUUGUUGUGAAGGACCUAAGAAUGCUUGUGGUGUGGCUGUUCAAUUUUGUAAGAUUCGACGCGUGAUUUGAUUUGAUUGUCUUCGUUGUCAGCUUAGAUUUAUCAAGGACCGUAAAAAUAUUUUAUGAAUUGACGAGGUAGCAAGUUAUGAAGCCUCUGUAAUGGUGGCAGUUUGUUUUUACACUUCCUUGUUUUGUCUUUGUUUUUUGUUAUGGUUUUCCGCACCCGUUCACUUGUUUGUCUAUGUAGCCUCAGGGUAUUGAAGUACACAAAGAUUGCCAGAUGUUUUUGUUCUAGACGUCUCAUUCUUUUACUUGGGACGGCUGAGUAAACAUGCCACAAAUUUUCCUAGCCGGUGGUCCAAUCCAGAUUCUUGCAGCUGCAACGAAAGAACGGCAGUUUAAAGUCUUUUCUGGCUUUGUUUUAAAUAAGAAGUUAAGGAUUACCGAUUACAUAUGUCAUUUGUGCCCAUUAAAUCUCUUAAAAGCUUUGAUCUUUCUUUGAUGAGGCUGCUUACCAUCUCUGUUUUGUCUGCUCGAUCAAUUUUUUGAUAAUGGUCUGAUUGUCGUCACGAUCAAACGAUUUGAGCUGUCUGAUUUAAAAUUGGUGGAUUAAUAACUACUUGCGUAUAUUGCCAAUGAAAUCGAAAAAUAUCUCUUUUUAUAGAUACAAUUAAAUUAAAAGCUAAAUAUAAAACUUCACUGUGUAGAUUGAUUUAAGACAGACAGCGCUUGAGAGAAGGUGCUUGUGGUCAUAUCUAUAUUUUUGUGGUUGGUUGACUGCUGCUUAAAAAUAGAUAAAAAUAGUUUGGAAUCAGUCUUGCGCGGACGGUUGAACGCACACCCCCAGAAAUUAAGCCAAUGAUACGAUCUGAAUUUUGAUACGCAGCAAGAAGGCUUUGAGUGGCCUACAAUUUAUGAAUUUUCAAUUGAAAAUUAUCAAUAGAUUAUUGGAUUGGUUAUAUUGAGAUUUUGUGUAACAGUUAUAAAUAUGUAUGCACCUUGUCACAUUGGCUUAAAUAGUUCUCAUUUUACUCUGACUCGGUUGAUAUUGAUUGCCGUGGUGCUCAUUACCCCCUUAUUGAGUGGCUCCGGUUCCAGAGUGAAGCUUUUCUUCCAUUCAAAGAGAUAUAAGUCGCAAGUGUUCAUCGAAGCAAAAGAAAACACCGUCUUAUUCUGCAACAAUCAAGAUUGUGUUGCGAGUCAUGAUGAGCCAGACCACUUUGCCAGUCUGAACUUCGUGUCGUGGCAGGAGUACACUAACCUGGGCUUCCCCAUUGUGACCAGCAACAAGUAUGAACAGAUGCACUCUCUCAAUGGGUUUCACAAUUUCGUAGUGGAUACUCAUUCCAAGAAGGAUCACUCUAUGCUGUGUGACAGCAAAGACCUGUUCGCGAAGACUAACAAGCAGUGCAAGGGACUGUCGUUCAAAGGCAGAUUGAGUCCCAAACUGGUGGAGAGUGAGCGACCCUGGACAGCCUCUCUGUCUGUGCUGAGUGUGAGCGUGGACAUGACUGUGUUGAAACAGAGUGCCCCCUUCACCUUCAGACACACGCCAGAGUACAAACUGGCACUCAGUCCUCUCGAUAUAGUGAUCCAACUCACAAUCACUGGCUGGUCCUUCUGCAACCUCGGAAGUGUUGAGUGUCCUGUGCAACUAGAAGCUUCGGACUCCACCCAUCUGGUGUUCACUCUAGACUUCAAGUUGGACAACUUCCGACCCAGACUAACGGGUGAAACAAACCACUACAAGAAGUACUCACUGGGUGACGGAGCUUGUCUGUUCGUGGGAAAAUUCUAUUACCGCACACACCCCACACAGUUUUACAACCCAACUACCCCUGAGUACCAGAAUGAUGCCAUACCGCCGGCGUUUGAGGGGGUGCAGUUUCUAGUGAAUGGGGGAAUUUUCCCGCAGUUGAAAAAUGAGUCCAAACCUGUAUGGUUGAAGCAACCCCCAGGCUUCCCGACAACUGAUUUCAGCUCGAAGUUUGCGUUUUUCAUGGAGCAAACGAAGAGUCUCUACGACGAGACAAUGUUCGAAAUUGUCUACAGACCGCCUAGCUUAGGAUCAAAGUUGCCAAAUGGGUGCUGAAUUAACUCAAUCGGCAAUUUAGACUGACAUAAAUUAAUCCCUAGCAUAAUUUCUUGAUACUUUGUCAAUCUCGUGAAAUGUUGAAAAUAUUUCAUGUUUGAA
This is a messenger RNA of Symsagittifera roscoffensis, 3866 nucleotides long. RefSeq lists its product as uncharacterized. Lineage: Eukaryota; Metazoa; Xenacoelomorpha; Acoela; Convolutidae. The transcript is spliced from 4 exons. The record is from RefSeq and is a predicted model, not a curated record. Bases 2661 to 3764 code for a protein of 367 amino acids.